This is a messenger RNA of Eimeria acervulina, 258 nucleotides long. RefSeq lists its product as hypothetical. The coding region runs from base 1 to 258 and encodes 85 amino acids. The transcript has a single exon. The record is from RefSeq and is a predicted model, not a curated record. Lineage: Eukaryota; Apicomplexa; Conoidasida; Eucoccidiorida; Eimeriidae.
AUGCACUUCCAGCGAAAGUCUGGGGAAAAAGCAAAUGAGGAGAAACAUGAAGAUGGAAGCAACUCCAAGAUCCAUUCCUUCGAUGAUUCGACGCGUGAGAAGUAUCUGCGUUGCGAAAGGCGCUUCCCCUUGAAGCCGGUGACGCCGUUAUCCCCACUCCAGGACUUCACCGUUACGGGCAACAAGCAAGAGAGGAGACAAUUUCGCGUCCUCGCCUUUAUGGCAUUGAAUAUCACCGAUGAGUCGAGGCGUCCUUGA